AUGUACAAAAAGAAUAAAUUAUUAUCUUCUGAUGGUCAUGAAUUUAUUGUAAAAAGAGAACUCGCAUUAACAUCAGGAACAAUAAAGGCCAUGUUGAGUGGUCCAGGUCAGUUUGCCGAGAAUGAAACCAAUGAGGUCAAUUUUAGAGAGAUCCUCUCAUAUGUGCUAUCAAAAGUGUGCAUGCAUUUUGCCUACACGGUCCGCUAUGCUAACAGCUCCACUGAAAUUCCCGAAUUUCCAAUUGCACCUGAAAUUGCACUGGAAAUGCUGAUGGCCGUGAACUUCCUAGAUUGUUAA
Mus musculus (house mouse) is the source of this 297-nucleotide messenger RNA. Its product is annotated as predicted gene, 34005. NCBI's taxonomy places the organism in Eukaryota, Metazoa, Chordata, Mammalia, Rodentia, Muridae. The transcript has a single exon. Bases 1 to 297 code for a protein of 98 amino acids. The record is from RefSeq and is a predicted model, not a curated record.